AUGGACGCACUUUACUUUAAAGCCGAGCGCCUCCGACUGCUAUGGAACGAGUAUCGUUUCGCCAAUGAAGGUGUCGACAGGGAUUACGGAGAUCAGUCAGAGUGGGCACGAAAUAAACUACAGAAUAUCCUAACAGAAUUUGACAAACUUAUCCAAGAACAAAUUCUUUGGAAAUCCACGUUAUCUGCUGAUAUAGAGGAUCUGUUGGUUGAAAUAGAAGAGUAUUGUCAAUUAUUUGGCCGAAACGUCGACACGAUAAUACCGCACGCUGCUUCAAUAAAUUACGAGUUAAAUGAUAUCACGCGAGACAGACUGAAGGCCAUUCGAGAUGCAUUACGGGAGGAAGUCAACACGACGCGGGAUAAUGUUAACAAUUGGAUAGCUCAUCUUGCAUCUUUUGUUAAAGAGCUGGAGGGCGAGUAUCAAGUUCCACCGGAGGAGACUUUUGUGAACGAUCUGAGCGCUUCGGUCGUUCAACCGGUGUGGUUCAAAUAUGACGAAAUGGUUCGCAUUGUGGCACCACUGCGCGAAUCGUUUGAGGAGUUUGCAAUCCAACUUCAUCACUAUUGGACCAUGCUCAAUUAUACCCCCCAGGAUAAGACCGAUGAGGCAUUAUUCGAAUUAUUCGCUGAUAGGACCAAUCCCAAAGAACUCUAUGAGACCUUACAAGAAACUCUGAAAACCAGAAUGAUGAAUAAUGACAGCGAGAGGGGUGAAUCGGAGCUAGAACGACAAAUAAGAGAGUUUGGAUCACGUGAAUACAUAUAUUACAAGGUAGAACUGCCGUCAGGAUUAAGAUUGAAUAAAGAACAAUUGGAAAUUCUCAAGAACAAGAUGGAGACGUUUGAGAAAGAUUAUGUAGUUCGUAAGGGUAAACUUGACAUGCUAAAGAAGGGCAUCAUUAAUCUUUAUAACGAAUUAAAUGUACCGGAAGAAGAAAGAGUAGAGUUAAUCGAUUCCCUUGACGAGGAAUACCUGGAGCAGUUGACCCUAGAGUUCGAGCGUCUUCGAGAAAUAAUGCGUGUCAUCAUCCAAAAGGCUAUCGAAGAGUAUACCGUUCAACUGGGUGAACUCUGGGAUAAAUGUUUGGUGCCACAAUACGAGCGCGAAGCGUUCUUUGAAAACCUGCGACAACUUGAAUCUUCUGAAGAAGUAUAUGAGUUGCUAGCGCAAGAGAUCGCUCGCCUCCAAGAACUUUACUUCAAAUGUGCCAAGAUCUACAAAUGGAUGUUGGAUAGACGUGCGUUGAUCGAGAAAAUGAUCGACUUCGAGAAAAAAGCUUCAGAUCCGAAGCGACUCUUCCAAAGUUCCUUCCGACUGCUUGAAGAAGAAAAAUGGAGAAAGUCGUGUUGGCCAAAUCUAGUGAGAAUCGAAGAACAGUUGAUUAAUGCCUGUGUAUCAUACGAAGAGGCCGAGAGGAAACCGUUCAUGCACGAGAGUAAACGUUACUUAGACACCCUGUAUAUGCGCGAGGGCUCCAAUGGAUUCUCGAUAACCGUUUAUGAUGCCGCCAAGGGAUCCAAAGAUCAAAAACCCGCCAAGAGCAACAAAAAUUCAACACAAUCAUCACCUAAACGACAGGAUAGUAGGUCAAGUUCUAAAGUUUCAGCCAGCAGACCAGUUUCGCCCACUUUUUCGGUGAACGGCGAUUAUUCGUCUCGUAGGAAUAGUCAACUGUAUGUACCGAAGCACACACCAAGUCGACCGGUAUCACCAAGUUCUCUUAGCGGCGGGUUGAGUUCUCGUAGGAAUAGUCAAGCUCCAAGGCUUGCUACCAGUCGAUCCGUGUCACCCUCUGGCGGUUAUUCGAGAAGAAACCUCGCAUCACCUGCGCGAUCCCUUGCCUCAUCUCGCGCAGUUUCGCCCGUGCGCUCGACUUCACCAACACCUAAUAGACGUAAUAGCAUGUACGUGACGAGUCCCCUGGAUUCUAAUUCGUCAUCAAAUACUUCAGCUUCACGGCGGUCGUCACUAUAUGUGAGAGGCACGGACGAAGCGGACGUUAAAAGAGGUCACAAGAUAAACAAAUCGAACGACGACAAAGUUGGAAUUUCUGUCACGAGCACUCAGCGUAGCAACAGUGUUUCCAGUAAUUCGAGCGAAUCCUCAUCGGUAUCAUCGGUCGCCACGCCUACCACGCCCGAACCAUCCUCGUAUGUGGUCAACGGGCGACUGGGUGUUCCCACAGCCUCAUCAAAGAAUAAAACUCAAUCGGAAGGAAUGGAAUCAACGGACAAAGACAAGAGAAUCAAGAACUCACCAGCUAAGAUACCGACGAGGGCAUCUACGCUUAAUGGGUCAUCAUCAGCUACUCCAUCGACAAGACGAACGAACACUGCUCCACCGAAGGCACGACCGAGAAGUGUUAUCGGUGGUCUUACCUCCGAGCCUUCUGCCAUGCUGAAGAAGCAAACCACGAAGAGGAUGUCGAUGAUAGUCGAUAGUGGCCACUAG
Acaulospora colombiana is the source of this 2454-nucleotide messenger RNA. The record is from the annotation of a GenBank genome assembly. Lineage: Eukaryota; Fungi; Glomeromycota; Glomeromycetes; Diversisporales; Acaulosporaceae.